ACGUUUUGCCCAUUCGGCGCAGGCAGCUUUGACCAGAAAAGGUGCCUACCUAUAGCAGCGAGACAAGAAAGUUGCAAAAGAGUUGCUUCGCUCCCCAUAAUAGCAAGCGGACAAUCCAAAUCGACGACGACACCUCUCGAGGAGGAAGAGCAUUUGGGCGCCAGGCAGCUUGGCGUGCAAUGGCAUCGUCAUAUCAAUACCGCAACUCUUACUAUCACAGCAACCCGGGCGAGAGGCACGACGAUAGUAGCCAGCACACGGCGACUGGUGGAGGGCGUCGUAACCAGCGAAUUCGGAGCAGCGACGGUACCGUCAGCACCACCAUGAGUUCCUCUACCGGCCGUGAAUCUGCCGCCACCCACAUGACCGAAGGGCCCGCUUACUCCAAGAAGAUCGUCGUCGUUGGUGACGGCGGCUGCGGCAAGACAUGUCUCCUCAUCAGCUAUAGCCAGGGCUAUUUCCCAGAAAAAUAUGUACCAACAGUAUUCGAAAACUACAUCACCUACCCUAUCCACCAGCCAUCGGGCAAAGUCGUUGAACUCGCUUUAUGGGAUACUGCCGGCCAGGAAGAAUAUGACCGGCUACGGCCACUGUCAUAUCCCGAAACAGACCUUAUUUUUGUCUGCUUUGCGAUUGACUGCCCCAACUCACUAGAAAACGUCAUGGACAAGUGGUAUCCCGAAGUUCUCCAUUUCUGCCCUUACACCCCUCUCUUCCUCGUCGCCCUCAAGUCCGAUCUCCGCUUUAAGAAGACUUGCAUCGACAUGCUCAAGACACAGGGCCUCACUCCCGUCACCACCGAGCAAGGCAUGGCAGUGGCCAAGAAGAUGAAUGCCCAAUACAUGGAGUGCAGCAGCAAAGAAAUGACAGGCGUCGACGAGAUUUUCGAGCGAGCCAUACUCACCGUCGUGGCUAACGACCGCAAAAACAUCGAGGCCCAGAUGGCUGCCGAAGGCUCAUCCAACGGCGGUGGCCGGUCCGGCAGCGGCGGGCCCAACAUUCCAGUCGUUGGCCGUCUUAAGAAGAAGAGGAACUGUAAGCUCUUGUAGAGGAGCUUGGCGACGGCGCAUUGUGCCAGCCUGUUUGACACCCGGCCGAGGGGCGAUGGUUAAAAACGGCGUUGAAGAUAACAUGGGAGUCUACGAAAGUGCAA
Molecule: messenger RNA, 1153 nt
Organism: Sodiomyces alkalinus F11
Lineage: Eukaryota; Fungi; Ascomycota; Sordariomycetes; Glomerellales; Plectosphaerellaceae
Product: ras-domain-containing protein
Exons: 3
Coding region: 180-1049 (289 amino acids)
Biological process (GO): small GTPase-mediated signal transduction
Molecular function (GO): GTP binding; GTPase activity
Source: RefSeq, a predicted model, not a curated record